AUGGAAGCAGAUUUUGAGUGGAGUGAUCAAUUAAUCUUUUCCGAAAAGCUUGAUCGGGAUGAAUAUUGGUACCUAUUAUUUAGAACCUUGUUUUGUUUUCCACUAUUUCAUAGAUAUCUGAUUUGGUAUCAGGAGGAAGAUGAGGCCGAGUAUUAUAAUGAUGGAAAGAAGAGGCAGAAGAAAAUUACUUCACCACCCAAAAAGAAACGAAAGAAUGAUGACAAUGAUGAUAAUGAUUUGAGUAGUUGUAGUUGUAGUAGUAGUAGUGAGAAUGAUUCAGAAGAGGAAGAGGAAAUUAUUACAGAAUUUAGUUUGGAGACAUUUACAGAGUUUCGAAUUCCCAAUCCGUUUAGACCAAAUGUGGAAGUUGCCUUUAAAAGGGAUGGAGAAGAAUUUGAUUUUGAAAUGAAAUAUAGUUUGGCAAAGAUGGCUGCCAUUCUUACAAUUCUCGGUUCUGAACAGUAUUCACCAAAUGUGUGGACAGAUCGUGUCAUUGUUUCCCUAGUCAACUCGAAAGAAAAGAUUUUACAAAGGACUGAAAUGACAAUUGCUGCCCUGUGUGUCUGUAUUCGAUUUGAUAAUUUUGAAGAUUUUUACAAAAUUCUAUUCGAUUCUGAAAAGUCAACUAGCUCAAAAAUUGGCAUUUCGUCCAUUUACCAUAAAGAGCAAGCCAAAUGUUUUGUGGAAAAUUUGGAUCAGGUAGCAGUUCGCCAAUAG
Naegleria gruberi is the source of this 717-nucleotide messenger RNA. RefSeq lists its product as uncharacterized. The transcript has a single exon. NCBI's taxonomy places the organism in Eukaryota, Heterolobosea, Eutetramitea, Acrasida, Naegleriidae. The record is from RefSeq and is a predicted model, not a curated record. Bases 1 to 717 code for a protein of 238 amino acids.